Miscanthus lutarioriparius is the source of this 360-nucleotide messenger RNA. The record is from the annotation of a GenBank genome assembly. Lineage: Eukaryota; Viridiplantae; Streptophyta; Magnoliopsida; Poales; Poaceae.
AUGGAGGAGGCACAACAGCCAUGCGCUGCCGCCUGUGGAGAAGAAGGGGCACCGCCGGCAGCCACCAUCUGCCGAUCCGCAUCAAAUGCCACCGUCGGGCACACACCGCAUCAGCCGUCGAGUGGAAGGCCCCACCGCCACCACCAUGGGAGGCCGGAUCUGCUAAGGGAAGAGGCGGUCGCCGCCGAUCUGGAUCUCAGAAGAGAUGGGGCCGGUGAUGUAGGUGUCAUUGCCGCCGGUGUGGUCGGGGUUGCGGAGGGCCCGUCCGAGCCCGGCGUCGCCUUCACGGGGGAGCGGCGCCAGAUUUGUGGUUUCUGCGGUUCUUCUCGGAAGGGACAAGCGACGGAGGAUUUGGGGUAG